Molecule: messenger RNA, 1899 nt
Organism: Brenthis ino (lesser marbled fritillary)
Lineage: Eukaryota; Metazoa; Arthropoda; Insecta; Lepidoptera; Nymphalidae
Source: the annotation of a GenBank genome assembly
AUGAAUUUUUAUAAAUGUAUUUUAAUAAUAUUUACAAUUUUACAUGAUAAUACGGCUGAAAGAAAUCCAGAAUUAGUGUUUGCCAAUAGCUUGGAAACGCCUCAUCCUAAUUCGAUUGGUUUAAUUUUUUUAGUUAAGAUUAAUAAUACGUCUGAUGAAAAUGAUUAUGAUGUAGAAAUUAUACCUGAUCAGUGUUGUCUUAUCCAAGAUAGAGACGUGGACUGUAGUUCUGUAAACAUAUUGAGCGGUUGCGCAGAUUUUAUACCAAAAGGUUCAACAAAAAUAUUAAAACUGAUUGCACCUCUAUUAGAUACCUAUGAUCGAAAAGGUCGAUGCAUUGUUUACGUCGAUUCAAAAUCGAAUGAUGAUCAAGAUAAGCGCAACAUUGUAAAAAUUAAUUUUGAUACAAGAAUAGAAGAUGAAUUCGAUCUUCCUGCUAACUUCAAACAUUGUAGAUACUUAGACGAAGAUCCAUUAAAUGAGUGUAAGCCAGUGAAUUGCGACACUUACUAUAACGGGAAAAAAUCCUAUUUUAGUAGAAAAUUUAAAAGAUGUAUUGAAGUACCUGCCUGUAUUUCUGACUUAGAUUAUCCUUCUAUAGUAUAUAAUCCUAAUACAAAUACAUGCUUAGAAGAUUCAGUAAAUGACGAUGAUUUAAACUUAAUUAGAAAUUUAAAAAAACAUGGGAAAAGCAGAACAAGCAAAGAUAUUUAUAUUAUAGGAAAAUUUGAACCUAACGUUACGGAAUUCAUUGAUACAAUUAACCUAUCUGAAGAACUAAUAACAACUUUAAAACCACAAAUAAUUCAAAAUAAGCCCAAUUCUAUUAAAACAGAAAGCUUCAAGAGUAUUUUAAGACGAUAUCUGAUAAAUAAUAAAUGGACAUUACUAAUUUUUAGUUUAAUUAUUACUGUGCAAUGUUUUUUGAUUUGCACAAUGCUGUACUGUCUAUCAAGAACAUGUAAUUGCCUGAAAGAGAAAAAGGUUGUUCGAAAGUUCUUCAACUACCGGCAAGAUGUCUCAGUAACUACACCACUGAUAGGGACCAGUAAUAUUGAUACGGAAACAGAUUACCAAUUUGUCAACGAGUCUAAUGUUGAGCAAAAAAUAAAAUGUUACAAAUCCUGUAAAAAAGAAAAUAGCAAUGUCAAUAUGAGUAUGUCUGAUGAUAUCCUUUCUAAAUGUCUAAAUAGACGUGAUUGGAAGAAGUUUAAAUCGGAAGCAAUCAAUGAAUGCGACGUUGACAAUAAUAAUAUUUUACCAGAUAUCAAAAAUAGUAUACGCGAUGAAAAAGAUAAAACUACGAAUGAAACUAAAAUCGCUUUCGAAGAUGAAAUUAUAAAUUGUAAUACUAAAAACAAAUCGAAUGUUGUAAAUAGAGUAAAUAAUGAAGAAAAACGUAAUAAAUAUAUUUAUAAUAAAGAUGUAGAAGCUAACGUAUUAUCUGAAAAAGAAAUAAAAUGUCACAGCUAUAACUGUUUCAACGAAGCGUCGGAAUUUUCACCAAAACCAAAAGAUUGUUAUAAUGCUGCAAUGUCUAAAAACGUAGCUAAAUCAAUUUCGACGGAAAAGGGUGCUCAAGCACGUUUUUCCAAUGAUUCAAUUGACGAUUUUCUAUCUGAAAGAGGCGCUAUCUAUUUAACUGGUGAAAACUUAUCGAAAUAUGCAUUUUCGAAUGAUUCCAACGAGAUGAAACCCUCGUCGAGUAAAACAUCGAAAAUUUUUAUUAAAAAUUGUCUAUCUUUACUACAUAAGAAGUCUAAACAAAGCCCAUCAUCAGAUCCUGGACAAAAUAAAGAAGUUCAUUUGAUCCAUAUGUCGAAAGCCUCUAUAUAUUCUUCAAGCAACGACUCAAAUUGUAUGAGAAGGUUUAAAAGAAAUGAUUCUAGAACUUCCUUU